Nannospalax galili (Upper Galilee mountains blind mole rat) is the source of this 3056-nucleotide messenger RNA. It is a transcript of the gene Znf135, whose product is annotated as zinc finger protein 135. Gene Ontology annotation, molecular function: RNA polymerase II cis-regulatory region sequence-specific DNA binding; DNA-binding transcription factor activity, RNA polymerase II-specific. Gene Ontology annotation, biological process: regulation of transcription by RNA polymerase II. The record is from RefSeq and is a predicted model, not a curated record. The transcript is spliced from 2 exons. NCBI's taxonomy places the organism in Eukaryota, Metazoa, Chordata, Mammalia, Rodentia, Spalacidae. The coding region runs from base 481 to 2604 and encodes 707 amino acids.
CCAAGCGGGAGUGAGGAGGCGAAGCGAGCACAGAGAGAACGAAGCCUGCGCGCAGCCUUCCGGGAGUUGCAGUUCUGAGUCUAGCUGCGCACCCGCAGCCCCGGCCGCUGUGGCCGGUUGGUGAGCUGAGGAGCCAAGUUUGUGUGAGGUAGGGCUUGGAAAGCCACGUUCGGACUCCGAGCCUUGCUUCCGCUGCUCGAGGGUCGAGAAGACCAUGAGAGACCGGAAGUGAAUGCACAGGCCUCUGGGAGGUGUAGUCCAGCGCGCCGGCGGACAAGCAGCUGGUAGCCGUGGCCUUUGUGGUGGGAUUCAGUGGAUUUCAAAAUCAGACAAAACAAGAUUUUUGGCUCCAAAGCAAAGCAUCCCUGGAGAAAUAGACAGAGUUUUUUUUUUUCUGGUGGAAAAACUGGGGAACGGUGUUUGGUACUCUGAGGAUGGUGUAGGUCCUGAGAAUGCAGAUGUGAGAGCUGAGUGGGGCAGAUGGUUUUCAUUCCUGUGACGAUGCCCACUUACAAGCAAGAAGGGAAUAGCGUUGGGGAAAACUUGAGUCUGAGCCCUGGUCUCUCAGCUCAACCAAUGACUCCUGAAAGACAAGACUGCCAUAUGUGGGAAACACGUGGAAAGAGAGAGAAGCUGGAUUCAAAUGUUCAACCAAAAACCUAUACAAAAGAGAAGCUCUACAAAUGCCAGGACUGUGGAAAGGCCUUUAGUCAUAGUUCAGCACUCAUUGAGCAUCACCGAAUGCACACAGGUGAAAGACCUCAUAAAUGUCAUGAGUGUGGAAAAUGUUUCCGAAACAGUUCAGCACUUACCAAACACCAGAGAAUCCACAAUGAUGAGAAACCUUAUAAAUGUUCUCAGUGUGGAAGGACCUUCAACCAGAUUGCACCACUAAUCCAGCACCAGAGAACUCACACAGGUGAGAAGCCGUAUGAGUGCAGAGAAUGUGGGAAAUUCUUCAGCUUCAGAUCCUCCUUCAACCAGCAUGAACGGACUCACACAGGUGAGAAACCUUAUGAGUGCAGUGAGUGUGGGAAGGCCUUUCGCCAAAGUAUCCACCUCACUCAACAUCUACGAAUCCACACUGGAGAGAAGCCCUAUCUGUGUGGGGAGUGUGGCAAGGCCUUCAGCCAUAGCUCAUCCCUGACCAAACAUCAUCGAAUCCACACUGGGGAGAAGCCGUAUGGGUGCCACCAGUGUGGGAAAGCCUUCGCUCAGAUCACACCACUGAUUCAGCAUCAGAGGACCCACACAGGAGAAAAACCCUAUGAAUGCGGUGAUUGUGGGAAGGCCUUCAGUCAAAGCACACUCCUGACUGAGCACCAGAGGAUUCACACUGGAGAGAAGCCCUAUGGAUGUAAUGAGUGUGGGAAAGCUUUUAGUCAUAGUUCCUCUCUAAGCCAGCAUGAGCGGACACACACAGGCGAAAGGCCGUAUGAGUGCAGACAGUGUGGGAAGUGCUUUAGGCAGUGCACCCACCUCACUCAACACCAGAGAAUCCACACAGGGGAGAAGCCCUAUGAAUGCAGUGACUGUGGCAAGGCCUUCAAUCACAGCUCAUCUCUAAUAAAACAUCAGCGAAUCCAUACUGGGGAGAAGCCCUAUGAAUGCAACGAGUGUGGCAGAGCUUUCAGCCAGCUUGCUCCCCUCAUUCAGCACCAGAGGGUCCACACAGGAGAGAAGCCCUAUGAAUGUAGUGAGUGUGGUAGUGCCUUCAGCCAGAGUACCCUUCUCAUAGAACACCAGAGGAUUCACACCAAGGAAAAACCCUAUGGAUGCAACGAAUGUGGGAAAUCCUUCAGUCAUAGUGCAUCACUCAGCCAGCAUGGAAGGACACACACUGGGGAAAAGCCCUAUGAAUGUCAGGAUUGUGGGAAGGCCUUCAGGCAGAGCACCCAUCUCACUCAGCACCGGAGGAUUCACACUGGAGAGAAGCCCUAUGGAUGUAAUGAGUGUGGGAAAGCUUUCAGUAAUAGUUCCUCUCUAAGCCAGCAUGAGCGGACGCACACAGGAGAAAAGCCGUACAAGUGCAGUCAGUGUGGGAAAUGCUUUAGGCAGAGCACCCACCUCACUCAGCACCAGAGAAUCCACACAGGGGAGAAGCCUUAUGAAUGCAGUGACUGUGGCAAAGCCUUUAAUAACAGCUCAUCUCUAACAAAACAUCAGCGAAUCCAUACUGGGGAAAAGCCCUGUGAAUGCAGUGAGUGUGGCAAAGCUUUCAGCCAGCAUGCUGCCCUCAUUCAGCACCAGAAGAUCCACACAGGAGAGAAGCGCUAUGAAUGCAGUGAGUGUGGUAGUGCCUUCAGCCAGAGUACCCUUCUCGUAGAACACCAGAGGAUUCACAUCAAGGAAAAACCCCAUGUAUGCAACGAAUGUGGGAAAUCCUUCAGUCGUAGCUCAUCACUCAGCCAGCAUGGAAGGACACACACUGGGGAAAAGCCCUAUGAAUGUCAGGAUUGUGGGAAGGCCUUCAGGCAGAGCGCCCAUCUCACUCAGCACCGGAGGACCCACACAGGAGAGAAGCCGUAUGAGUGCAAGGACUGUGGCAAGGCCUUUACACAUAGCUCCUCUCUUACCAAACACCAGAGAAUUCAUACUAAAUAGAUCUACUCCACAGGGGGAAGCACUAAGCCAUAGCCCGUACUGUACUAGACUUUGUAGUUCUCAUAAGAACACAUGAGAAAUUAAUUACACAUAAGCUUUCACACACCUCACUUUUCCUCAGUUUUUACAAAUGACUGGGACCACUAAACUAAAUCUUAACAGUAAGAAAUGUGGGUAUAAUCAAUAAUGAGGUCCUUAAACUUUGAAUAUCCAUUCAUGUUGUGUUCUAGAGCCUACAAAAAAGAAACUGAACAAAUGCUUUUACCCAAGGAUUCACAUACUCUGAAUCAGCUGUUUAAAGUGAAAAUUUUAAAGGAACCAAGUGAAGUCAGAAUUUGUUCUUGCACAUUAUAUUGUUGGAAUGGUGCUUAUGAGUAGUUUUAAGUUGACUUUGAUAGUCUUAGAAAAUAGCAUAACAAAGUGUUUCCAAAAUAAAUGGCAUCUUCAUGGAA